Molecule: messenger RNA, 525 nt
Organism: Laetiporus sulphureus 93-53
Lineage: Eukaryota; Fungi; Basidiomycota; Agaricomycetes; Polyporales; Laetiporaceae
Exons: 5
Coding region: 6-257 (83 amino acids)
Source: RefSeq, a predicted model, not a curated record
CUGCCAUGACGCACGAAGUUCGGGACAAGGAAGGACAUCCCAUCAAGGUUGGCGACGAGGUGUUCACCCGUAUACGGGGUGGAACGCAUGAAGGAAAGGUAGAAGCGGUCCUCCGGACGGAGGAAGACAUCAAGAAUGCUGGCGACCUUGGCAUCACUGUAAAGCACCCGCCUAAGGUCAUCUUCACAGAUCAACACGGCCAUCGCGUAUCACACAAUCCGGAAACGCUUUCGCAUGUUGGAGAGGGUUCGGGUUGAACCUCGUCCCUUGAGAUAUUGGGAGUUGACGCUGAGAAGGACGAACGCGUGGCCUGUGUCUUGUAGCUAUCUGCUUUCUUGUAUGUGAGAUCGACAUGGGAAAGGUCCGGUUGCAAGCUUUGAUGCACUGAUGGCCCGGUGUCGAGAGAAGAUGACGCCUGUGUGGUCGAGUGAUGAUCUGCACUGUCGAUCAAUAGUAGGGUCUACGUGCAGACAGCGCUGCAUUCCCGCUACAUACUUAUCAUAGAAAGAACAAUGGACGUUACGC